Galleria mellonella (greater wax moth) is the source of this 2623-nucleotide messenger RNA. RefSeq names its product WD repeat domain phosphoinositide-interacting protein 3-like. The transcript has 6 exons. Gene Ontology annotation, biological process: protein localization to phagophore assembly site; protein lipidation; autophagy of mitochondrion. Gene Ontology annotation, molecular function: phosphatidylinositol-3-phosphate binding; phosphatidylinositol-3,5-bisphosphate binding; protein binding. Bases 131 to 1177 code for a protein of 348 amino acids. The record is from RefSeq and is a predicted model, not a curated record. Gene Ontology annotation, cellular component: phagophore assembly site membrane; extrinsic component of membrane; cytosol. NCBI's taxonomy places the organism in Eukaryota, Metazoa, Arthropoda, Insecta, Lepidoptera, Pyralidae.
AUUGUCAUCAAGUGUCAAAGUGGUGUCAAAUUGCCGCAACGCAAAGAUAAUUGUUCGAUGAUGAACUAAAUUUUAUUUUGUUGUUUCAACAAUCAACAAUUUUUACAAUAAACUUUUACAACACUUUAUAAUGAAUUUAUCAGAAGAAAACAAUUUUGGGAACGGACUUUUAUAUGUAGGAUUUAAUCAAGAUCAAGGCUGUUUCGCCUGCGGAACGGAAAAUGGAUUUCGUGUAUUCAAUAGUGACCCACUAAAAGAAAAAGAACGCCAGAAUUUUUCCGAUGGCGGAUUGUCUUAUGUGGAAAUGUUAUUCAGAUGUAAUUACAUGGCUUUAGUUGGGGGUGGUACGACACCAGUCUAUCCACCCAACAGAGUAAUAAUAUGGGAUGAUUUAAAAAAGGAUUCAGCUAUAUCACUUGAUUUCAACAACCCUGUAAAAGCUGUAAAAUUGAGAAGAGACCGCAUUGUUGUUGUUUUAGAAAAUCUCAUAAAGGUAUACACAUUUACGGCACAGCCACAAUUAUUGCAUGUAUUUGAGACAUGUCUUAAUCCACGUGGUUUAUGUGUAGUUUGUCCAAACAGUAAUAAUGCUUUACUUGCUUAUCCAAGCCGAAAAUGUGGGCAUGUGCAGUUGGUAGAAUUGAAUACUCAAACAGGCGCAAGUGCUACUCCAGAUGGUCAUCUUAUAAGUGCACAUGAAGCACCAUUGAGUUGUUUAGCCCUGAACGUUGGUGGGACCAGGCUAGCUACAGCUUCUACAAAGGGCACACUUAUUAGAGUAUUUGACACAGCUACUGGUCAGAAAUUAGCUGAACUUAGAAGAGGUGCUAAUCAAGCAACUAUUUACUGCAUAAAUUUCAACCAUACAAGUACCAACUUAUGUGUGACAUCCGACCAUGGCACAGUGCAUGUAUUCAGUCUUGAAGAUGAGAAACUGAAUAAACAGUCAAGUCUAGCCACAGUGAAUUUUCUACCAAAGUACUUCUCCAGCAAUUGGAGUUUCUGCAAAUUUACUAUUCCUAAUGGUCCACCUUGCAUUUGUGCAUUUGGAGUUGAUAAAAGUUCCAUUAUUGUUAUCUGUGCUGAUGGUUCUUAUUACAAAUACAAAUUUAAUGAGAAAGGUGAAUGCACCAGAGAUGUCUAUGCCCAAUUUCUGGAAACAUCUGAAGAUAGAUAAAUGUGAUAAUUACGCUGAGGAUAUCACUGCAAAGAAAUUAGUCACUACCUCAGCAGUAAUGCACUAAUUUCUUUUAUUUGACUGGCACUAUGCUGUGACAUGCUUGCCCUGUUCUCGUUUCUAUGAAUGGCAGCCAAUUUACUAAAAUGUUAAAGUUUAAGUAAUUAAAUUAUUAGAUUGAUGAUCCUUUGGCUCUAUAGGAAAUGUCAUAAGAACUGGGUGAGUGAUAUUUCUUUCAUACCUGCUACUCUUAAUUUUGAAGGAAGUUCAGUGUUAUUUAACAAUUCACGACGGUCACAUUCUUAUCAGUGUAGCAGGUUCUAAUAUUUCUUUUUUGUGAUUUCAAUAAUUAUAUUAUUUAAUAUGAUCAAACAAAUUUUAUAACUUUGUAUCAAUAAAAUAAUAUUUCCUUACAUUUUACUAUUGUUGUCAAAAUUAUUUUCGAAUCUUUAAAAACAAACUCAAAAAAUAUAUAUUAGGUUAUAAAUGUGACUGUUAAAUAAUUAUUUAUUUAAACUGUAUGUUUAAGAUUAUAAAAUUGUUGUGAUCUAAUUUAAAUCCGUGUUUUUCGCAUGUAUUUCUUACAAAUAAUUUUCUCAUCGCAUAUGAUUUCAAACACAAAUUACUUAUAUAAAUUUUUUGGAGGCCAUAGGAAUAUUUACACAUCUCUACAAGCGACUUUUAUAUGACGGACAUGUGUUCUUUGUUAAUGACGUCUUGCAUGCUAUCUUCGCUUCGUCACUCCAUAUCUUUGUAUAAAACCGCUAAUACAGAUUGGAAAAUUUAUCUAGAUAAUUUAAUAAUUAAGAGAUAUCCAUUGCUCCAUUGAUGAAAGAAUUAUAGUGAGAAAAUUCAUAUAGUACUUACCUUUAAACUUAUAUACUGUAGGCUAAAACAAACCUACCUAUCUUUAUCAUAAAACGCUGAAAGGAAAGGUCUCAAAAUUUUGUUUAUAAUAAGAAUAAUUUAGCGUUUUAUUGUUAUGAUAUUAAAUAAGUUACAAAUAUUAGCCAAGAAAUACUAAUAGUUACAAUAAUGAUAGAGAUAAACAAAAUAAACAUACUGUCAAAAUUGUCAUAAUAAAUAGAAUGCCUAUAAAUUAACAGAUGGGGUAGCUAGAGGACUCUUGCAGAUGUGAUUGAUACAAUGUGGCAGGAAACGAACUUACCGAUAUUUCUCCUUUAAAUAAAUAUGCUAGUUUUCUUUAUUAUUCUCUGCCUGUACUUGAUUUAUAUGAAGAAAGAGAUAGUAAUAUGAAACAAGUAACAUUAGUAGGCAAUAACGACAAUAAUGGGCUGCGUUUAUUUAUAAUAAUUGCUCAAAAAUUAAAUUCAAACUUAAUUUAGACUACACAAAUUGUUACGAAGUGUUAAAAAAUGUGAAACAAUAAAUAUUCUUUGUGAUUACAGUAGUGCUAUCUCUAAAAAACUGAUAUUUCUAGGAAUU